UUUAACCCCUUCUUUCCUUGCAACAGGGAAUUAUUGGUUAUUUCAGAUACAGUACAAAGAGAGGAAGAGUAUUACUAAUAGUCAAAAAAGGAAGCAUGCUGCUGAGCAUUCAUUAUAAGAACACGUUUACAGCUAUAUGUAAAGUGGUUGCUAUGGAAUAUUUGAAACACCGCCUCGGAUUGCUGGCGGGCGAGUGGCACUUGAAGGUGAAUCGGCGGCGAACAUAGGAACGGUCUUUUCCCUCAGUACUGAAAGAUGUCCAAGGGUACCACCUCGUUCGGUAAACGCCAGACGAAGACGCACACUUUGUGCCGUCGCUGCGGCAAUCGUUCUUUCCACAAGCAAAAGAAGACUUGCGCUAGCUGUGGCUACCCCUCUGCCAAAAUCCGCAAGUUCAACUGGUCCGAGAAGGCUAAGCGCAGAAAGACCACUGGUACUGGCCGCAUGAGCCACUUGAAGCUCGUCCACCGUCGUUUCCUUAACGGUUUCCGCGAGGGUACCCAGGCUGUCAAGCAGACCAAGCCCGCUGCCUCGGCUUAAGUGUACUUUUUCGCGUUAGGGAUGCUUGUAUUUCGACAACCACAAUAUAUACU
Molecule: messenger RNA, 593 nt
Organism: Zychaea mexicana
Lineage: Eukaryota; Fungi; Mucoromycota; Mucoromycetes; Mucorales; Lichtheimiaceae
Product: 60S ribosomal protein L37
Exons: 5
Coding region: 256-540 (94 amino acids)
Biological process (GO): translation
Cellular component (GO): ribosome; cytosolic large ribosomal subunit
Molecular function (GO): structural constituent of ribosome; RNA binding
Source: RefSeq, a predicted model, not a curated record